AUGGAGCUCUCAAACCCCCUGGAGCCAUUCCUGGCUCGUACUGCCCAUUUCACCUCGUCGCUGGGUUCAAGUGACUCCAUCGUCAUAUUCCUCAUUACCCUCGUCGCCAUUCGAUACCUGAGAGGCUACUUGAACAACACGAAGACGCAGCGCUCGCUCAGCGCGGCCUCUGGAAAGACUGGCGCGAGAACCGAUCAGAGCGACAUUGAGGCCAUUGAGGGGGAAGAACAGGAGGAUGAGGACCGCAGCAUCGUUCAGGCCUUGAGAAGGCAGAACCGCAGGUGUGCCGUCAUCUUCGGCUCCCAGACUGGCACAGCCGAGGCAUUCGCCUCGAGGUUAUCACAAGAUGGACGCAGUACCUUCUCCCUGACCACCAUGACCUGUGAUGCCGAGGAAUAUGACUGGGCUGAUGAUCUACACAAUAUCGGAUCCGACCAAGUGCUCAUCUUCGUGCUGGCCAGCUACGGCGAGGGGGAACCCACGGAUAACGCAGCGGACCUGUAUGAGGCGAUUCUAGGCCUGGCUGAUCAGACUACGGGAAGAGAACUACCCAACCUGAUAUAUGCCGCAUUUGGACUCGGGAACAAGACGUACGAGCAUUACAAUAAGGUCGUCCAUGACAUCGACGGGGCUCUGCAGAAACUGGGAGCGCGCAGGCUGGGUCCUGUCGGCGAGGGAGACGACGCUGGGGGCACCAUGGAGGAGGACUUCUUAUCUUGGAAAGCCAUAAUGUGGGACGCCGUUUCCAAACACCUCGGCCUCGAGGAGCACCAAACCACCUACAAGCCCAUGCUAGAGGUGUUGCCCAGAGACGACCUCAGCCUGCAAUCCCCCAGCGUCUACCUCGGCGAGACCACCGCCCAGCAGCUCAAAGGGCUAGCCGCGCCAGCAGGUCCUCAUCAGCCCUUUGUAGCCAGGGUGUCCAAGUCGCGCGAGCUGUUCCGGAUGCCCGACCGUAACUGCAUCCACAUGGAGAUGGACCUCGCCGGCUCAGGACUUCAGUACCAAACAGGCGACCAUAUUGCUGUGUGGCCCAUGAACUCGAGCGUGGAGGUCGAUCGGUUCCUGAGUGUCAACGGCCUUCUAGAGCGUCGCGAUAGCAUCAUCGAUGUCCGAUCCAUGGAUCCCACCGCGAAGCUGCCCUGCCCUACGCCGACCACAUACGACACCAUUGCGCGGUACUACCUCGAGAUUUCUUCCAUUGUCUCUCGUGAGCUGCUAGCCCGCUUUGCCCCCUUGGCUCCUAGCGAAGAGGCGAGAGACAUGAUGGUCAAGUUGAAUAGCGACGCCGACUACUUCACCCAGACCGUAACAUCUCGCUACUUGAACUUGGCCCAGGUUCUCGAGAUGGCUGGAGGGGGCAAGGUCUGGAGCAGCGUCCCCUUUGCCUUUUACCUCGAGGGCUUGAGCCGCCUGAGACCUAGGUACUACUCCAUCUCGUCGUCCUCGCUUCUGCACCCCCAGCGAGUGUCCAUCACGGCCGUUGUCGACACGGCCAACUUGCCAAACCGAUCGGGCCAGUGGAAGGGCGUGGCCUCUAACUACCUUCUUGCCAUCAAGCAAGGCCGUGAGGCCGACGGCAGCAACAACAACGCUACUAGGGGAUCUGAGGGCGCCUCGGCGUACACCACAACCGGACCGCGUGGCAAGUAUGGUGGCUCGCGGCUGCCGGUGCACAUCCGAACCUCCAAGUUCAGACUGCCCGACGACCCAGCAACCCCGGUCGUCAUGGUCGGUCCUGGUACUGGUGUGGCUCCCUUCAGAGCGUUCCUGCAAGAAAGGGUCGCCCAGGUCAAGGCGAAUCUGCCAGUCGGGAAGAUCAUACUGUUCUACGGUUGCCGGAAUAGCACUCAGGAUUUCCUAUAUCAGGAUGAGUUUGAAGAGCACAAGAAGGUACUACAAGACAGGUUCCAUCUCAUCUCUGCCUUCUCGCGAGAAGGCAGAUCCAAGGUCUACGUACAGCAUCGCUUAAAGGAGAACGCCGCCCAGGUAGCCAGCCUCCUCGUUGAGGGCGGGCACUUCUACGUGUGCGGUAACGCUGCCAAGAUGGCCAAGGACGUACAUUCCACCCUGGUCCAGAUCAUGGGGCAGCACCUAGGCGGGCGUGAAGAACAUGGAUUAGAAUAUUUGAGAGUCAUGAGAGCUUCUCGGAGAUACCAGGAGGAUACUUGGUGA
Molecule: messenger RNA, 2175 nt
Organism: Clonostachys rhizophaga
Lineage: Eukaryota; Fungi; Ascomycota; Sordariomycetes; Hypocreales; Bionectriaceae
Source: the annotation of a GenBank genome assembly